This is a messenger RNA of Vigna umbellata (rice bean), 3112 nucleotides long. RefSeq names its product helicase sen1-like. Gene Ontology annotation, molecular function: helicase activity. NCBI's taxonomy places the organism in Eukaryota, Viridiplantae, Streptophyta, Magnoliopsida, Fabales, Fabaceae. The record is from RefSeq and is a predicted model, not a curated record.
GAAUAACAUUCUUCUGCUAGAGUUUAUCACAGAGAAAAUGAUGGAGAGAAGCUGUAGUGCCAUAGAAGAUGGUCUUGAUUUGCUCGAGACUGUAUUUUCUUGGACUGUCAAGGAUGUUCUCAAUGAAAACCUCUGCAAACACAAGGUAAGGAAGAUUCCACAGACAUUUUUGUCAAUAACAGGUUACUUGAACUCCUUCGUUCCUUCUCUGAUUGAGGAGACUCGCAGCGACCUGUCUUCAAGCUUGAAAGGUGUGUCAAAGGCUCCCUUUUGUGAAAUCUCGAGCGUUGAACUUGAAAGGUCGAGAAGCUUCACACCUACCAAGCACUUGUUCUACCAAAUUGCAGUGAAUAGAACCAACAGUGAUGAGGAUGGAAAAUAUGAGCCUGAGGUUGGAGAUCUCAUUGCCUUCACAGAUUUUAAACCAAAAUCCGUAGAUGACUUGAACAGGUCCAAAACAAGCUACCAUAUUGGAUAUGUUCAUGGAAUAAAAGAAAGUAUUGACAAGAUCUCAAUACUCUCAUCCAAAAGCUUUGACAUGGACAUUCCGUUUUCCUUGACGAGCAGCAGUGCACCAAAGCUUUAUGCCGAGAGUAGCAACAAUGCACAAAAGCUUUACGCCUUCUGUCUUCUGAACCUUACCACAAAUGUUCGAAUUUGGAAAGCCUUGAAAUUGCAGCUGGAGGGUUCAAGCUUGAGCAUGAUGAGGAAAGUUCUGCAAGCUGACUCAAAGAAUGGAGAAAUCUGUCAACUUUGUUUUUCUGGUGAAAAAGAUAGUGCAACUUGUUCUAAAGUAAAAAACAUAGUCCGAUCUCAGAAUCUGAACGAAUCCCAGAAAGAUGCAGUUUUAAACUGUGUUGCUUCAAGGGAAUGCCAACAUAAUGAUACUGUUAAACUUAUUUGGGGGCCACCAGGAACUGGCAAAACAAAGACAGUAGCUUCCUUGUUAUUUUCCCUGCUUGAGUUAAAAGUGAGAACAUUAACAUGUGCUCCAACUAAUACUGCAGUUCUGGAAGUGGCUGCUCGCCUGCAUAAUUUAGUUAAGGAAUCACUUGAGUUUGAUAUUGGAUUUGGUGACAUAGUUGUAUUUGGCAAUAAAUCUCGAAUGAAAGUAGACUGUUAUCGAGGCCUCAGUGAUGUCUUUCUUGAUUAUCGUGUAGACAACCUUUUGAAGUGUUCUGGAUGGAAACAUUCCUUGGAAUCUAUGAUCAAGUUGCUUGAGUACCCCGAAGAGCAAUAUGAUUCAUAUAAGCGUGAGGAAGAAAAUAGUGUCAAGUCAUUGGAAGAAUUUGCUAAGCAAAAGUACUUCAGCGAGAAGAAUGAUGAUCCUCUUACCUUGGAACUUUUGAAGGAGUUCACUAGCAGCAUUACUGAGCAAUACCUUUUGUAUAAGGAUGAAAAAAAGAAAAGCAUCAAGACUCUGGAUCAAUUUUUUAUAGAGAGAUUCCGUUCCAAUACAGAGCAAAUGGAGAAAAACCUGGGAACUUUGCGCAUGCACCUUCCGACUUCUUUAGUUCCACUUGCGGAGAUAAAGAAAAUUCCUAUUGCUCUUGAUUUGCUAAGAUCUCUUGAAAACUCUCUGUGCAAAGCCAAGUUGAAGCAAACUUCCGGUGGCUGUGAGGAAGGAGAAAGCAUUGUUGACUUCCUUCGAAGGUUAAGCAUAAAAAAGGAAGAGUGCCUUAUCAAACUGAGAUCACUUUCUCAGACAAUUUUACUUCCAAACAUCAGGGACAAAUAUGAAAUGGCAAAAUUUUGCUUGAUGAGAGCACGCCUGAUUUUCUGUACUGCAUCAAGUUCAACAAAAUUAUUCGAAGAUGGAAUGACACCAGUAGAAUUCUUAGUUAUUGAUGAAGCAGCGCAACUGAAAGAAUGUGAAUCGACAAUUCCAUUGCAGCUACCAGGCCUUCGCCAUGUAAUCCUCAUUGGUGACGAGAGACAGCUUCCUGCGGUAGUGAAAAGCCAGGUUUCUGAAGAGGCUGAAUAUGGAAGAAGUUUGUUUGAGAGGCUGGUAUCAUUAGGGUACAAGAAGCAUCUGCUUAAUGUUCAGUAUAGAAUGCACCCAUCCAUCAGCUUAUUCCCAAAUAAGGAGUUCUAUGAGGAGCAACUUUCUGAUGCCCCUUUUGUCAGAGAAAUAGACUAUAAUAGGCGCUUCCUUGAAGGAAAAAUGUAUGCUUCAUAUUCAUUUAUAAACAUAGCUAAGGGUAAAGAGCAGAAACCUGGUCGUGGCCACGGGUGGAAGAACAUGGCUGAGGCUGCUGUUGUUUGCAAGAUUAUAGAAAGCCUUGAAAAUGAAUUUUUGAGGUCAAAGAAGAAAGUUAGCAUAGGAAUCAUAUCUCCAUAUAAUGGUCAGGUGUCUGAAAUCCAGGAAAGAAUUAAGCACCAAAAUUUGGUUUCUGAUCCUAACUUUUCUGUUAGUGUUCGUUCUGUCGAUGGCUUUCAAGGUGGUGAAGAAGAUAUAAUAAUAAUCUCCACUGUGAGAUCAAAUGGGAAUGGAAAUAUAGGUUUCCUUGACAACAGGCAAAGAGCCAAUGUGGCAUUGACUCGGGCGAGACAUUGCCUAUGGAUAUUAGGGAAUGAAAAAACUUUAAGCAGUAGUGAUUCUCUAUGGAGAAAUCUAGUCAAUGAUGCUAAGGAAAGAGAGUGUUUCCAUAAGGCCGACGAUGACAAAAAACUGGCCAAGGCCAUUGAGAGCGAAGCCUUGCUUAUUGAACUACUUGAUGAAUCAAAUACCCCGUUUAAGAAACUCAGUCUAGGGGGCCCUUCUCGAACUACUGCUACCGCCUUCAGCAGAGGGUCUUUCAGGGGCAGGCCAAGGGCACCAAGGUGGUGAAGAAUGGGAGACUCUACAGACUGUACCCCGGAACAACAAAUACGACUAGUGAAUUGUUAGAGUUUGCCUGCAGAUGUUGUGAGUUGUAUCCUUUUAUAUUGUUGUUUAAGAUUUAGGGCCAAAUCCAAGCUUUGUAACAGUUUACAGCCGUAGUAUGUACAAAAUAUAGAGUAUCAGCACGGCUGAAGAGUGUCACCUGGGACGUUAGAUUAAUAUACUGUAAAUUUGUGUACAAUUGUCAAAAUAAAGCAAGGGUGACUUUAUUGAUUUCUAAAAUUCAAU